Messenger RNA from Aureobasidium pullulans EXF-150, 1576 nucleotides. RefSeq lists its product as uncharacterized. The coding region runs from base 268 to 1233 and encodes 321 amino acids. Lineage: Eukaryota; Fungi; Ascomycota; Dothideomycetes; Dothideales; Saccotheciaceae. The record is from RefSeq and is a predicted model, not a curated record. The transcript has a single exon.
GAGCCAUCCAUUGCUCUUCGCCUCAAUCCUUCGGGAAUGUUGACAUUUUAGAGGGCCGCUUAUACGAGUUGCUCCACUUAUCGUGAUCCCAUACCGGUCCUAUGCCUGAAUCAAGGUUUGCGUGGUAUCAAGGGACGGAGUGAUGGUCUAGCUAGGACUCAGGUAAGGUAUAAAGCCAGUGUAUUGCCUCGCUAUUGAUCCUGCUCCUCAAUAUCCACAUUCUUGCCUCGGCUCCUCGUUGUCUAUCAGAUACGGUGUCACUUGACCAUGAAGUGCUUCUCGGCGUUGACGCUCCUUUUGAGCACCUCGACUUUGGCCACAGCAGCGCCUGGCUUCCUCACAAAUGACACUCUGGCAAGGGAGCUUGCGAUCGCAGCGACCUAUCACGAUCCUCAACCUCCGGUCCCGCUCUCAAUGCACCCCUCGUUUAUUCAUGAUCAAGAUCUGGCACGAAGAUGGGAAUGGCCAACUUGGAAUCAAGGAGGAUGGUAUCAAGCUACUGUUGGUCUUCUUGCAGGUGCAGUCGUAGUCGGUCAAACCGUGUGGCAUUCCGCGAUCACCAACUGUCUCGAGUACACAUGGAACUGGCAGGUAGUCUCUACCAAUCUCGAUUGCAUCUAUUCGGUCCUCCAUAUCUUGUUCAGAGCAGGACUCAACUCUCUGAACACCUAUCAGGAGUCUGCAAGGGUCAUGAACGAGUACUUUGGGCAAGCCAAGCGGGGCGAAAAUGGUACCAGCUUGUCUCACAACGAAGUGCUGGCAUCUCUCUCGGAAAUCAACGGUUACAAUGUUACCGGCUAUUCUUUGUCUUCAGAGCAUAUCGAAAACGCCAUUACUCUCUAUGCGGACUAUACGAGUGCGAUCUCUACUCAUACAUUCAACGAGACCCACGGCCACAUGAUCGUAGCACGAUCCUCAAACCAGACUUCCCCAUCGAAGCGGGACCAUUUCUCCUUCCCGACGAAUGUCGCUGGUAUCAAACUAUCCUACAACAAACCUUGCGCAAACAACAACUUGUACUUUGACUCUGUCGAGGGUCAGGACUUCUACAGAGUCAUGUGGGAUUUGGCAAACUGGAUGUACACAACCUCAUAUUCAGACAAGUAUGCAUUUGAGAUGUACAAUCCGGCAAACCACAACGCCAACUACUUGUAUGGAACGAUCAUCGCGGAGGCGGGUGGGUUUGGUGAUGGCUACGAAGGGUUUCCCUAUGAUCUGGCGACCGGAUGUUGAUGAAAGCGUGGGUGGAAGGGUGUGAAAAGAGGUCAAUGUGGUUUGUUUUCAAGUUCCGGGCGGUUGUUGGCGCUGUUACACAGCCCGCAAGUUAUAGAACAGAUAUGAAGCUGCUCCAAAAAGUUGUACUGUGUGCUUGCGAAGGCUAAAAUCUUCCUAUGUGAAGAUCUAUUGAACCUAAUACAGGCGUGAGAUGGGAUAUGAAUCUAUUGAAACUGGAUUGACGUACAACAAGUAGCCUGAUACAAGAUUGCGAACCACUAGCGUCUUCCACAACGACAGGCGCAAGUCACUGCCUCGCGGCAACCACAAGUCCAUUCAUCUUCAUGUCGGGUGGUAAAAU